This is a messenger RNA of Phytophthora sojae, 324 nucleotides long. RefSeq lists its product as hypothetical. The record is from RefSeq and is a predicted model, not a curated record. The annotation marks the transcript as partial. NCBI's taxonomy places the organism in Eukaryota, Oomycota, Peronosporomycetes, Peronosporales, Peronosporaceae. The transcript has a single exon.
AUGGUCUACAAACCCAGCGUCUACCUCCUGCCCGCUGCCGUAGCCCUCGCGGCACUGCAGACGCAACAAGCCGCUGCGACUUCACUGGAAUUUGACCCUUUCACCACUUGCCACUCAUACGAAAUCCGUAACAAGAACUUCCCCGGUCGUGGUGGCGAAAUCAAAGACGACGGCAACUGCGUUGUCACGGUGCCAGAAGAUCCGAACGUACCGAGGGUGUGCUCAAUUUCGAAAGUUCCGGUGACUUUCAAGAGCUUGGUGCGCAGCAGUUCUGCAUCUCCGUCUAAGCAUGUGUACACAAAGAUGGGAAGGAAGGUUGGGUCC